ACAACGCUCUGGAGGAGAAGUUCAGAUCGGAGCUCGCCAAGAGAGAAGAGAGUUUUGGCAAAAUACAGGAGGAAUGGCAGAAAAAACUGCAGAUGGAGAACAAAGUACUGCAAGAGGAGAUGAAAGAUCUGCGAGAAGAGAACAAAGUACUGAAAGAGGAGAUGAAUGAACUGCACAUGAAAAUGUAUGUGAUGGAAGAGAAGAAGAAAGAAGUGCAGAUAAUAAUGGAUUUCGUGGGAGAGGAGAGGACAGAACUGUACAAGCAGAACGAUGAACUCAUAGAGGAGAACAAAGAACUGCACAAGCGGGACAACAAACUCCAAGAGGAGAAGGAAGAACUGAAGAAAAUGAUGAAUGUAAUGGAGGAGGAGAAGAAACAAGUGCAGAUAAUAAUGGAUUUAGUGGGAGAAGAGAGGAAAGAACUGCACAAGCAGAACAAAGAACUCCUAGAGGAGAACAAAGAACUGCACAAGCAGAACAAUGAACUCCUAGAGAAGAAGAAAGAACUGCACAAGCAGAAGAAUGAACUCCAAGAGGAGAAGGACGAACUGCAGAAAGUGCAUAACGCACUGGAAAUGGAGAAAGAAGAACUGCAGUCAGAGUACAAAGUACUGGAGGAGUUCUGUCUGAAAACACAGAAGAGCCGACAUUUCUGGUUUUGGAAGAAGACAAAAGAGGAGAAGAUGGAGAAAAAGGAAAAAGAGGAGGAGAAGGAGGCACGAAAAGAGAAACAGAAAGCAGAGAAAGCAAAGAAGCAAAGCAAAGAAAAGGAGAAGAUGGAGAAAAAGUGGAGUCGUUGGAGCUGGUUGCACAAGAAAAAGAAGUGUGACAGCGACAGCAAGAUGGAGGAGGCUGCCGGUUUUUCAGCUCAGGCUGGACAACAGUAUCGGUACGGAGGACAGCUCUGUAAUGAAGGGCCGCAGAAGGUGAACAAGGCGAAGGAGAAGGUCGACCAGAGCAAAAAUAAAAGCCUGCACUUGAAAAAGGAGAAGAAUCUCUCUGACAGGCUCGCAAGCCAGACCGCAAGCUGGGGCAAAAAGCAGACCAAGGAGGAGAAGAAAGACCUGCUGAAAAUGAAGAAUGUAUCGGAGGAAGUGCAGAUGGCGAACAAAAAGCAGAAGAAUGAACUCCAAGAGGAGAAAGACGAACUGCAGAAGCAGAAGAAUGAACUCCAAGAGGAGGACGACGAACUGCAGAAAAGGAUGAAUGUAAUGGAAGAGGAGAAGACAGAACUGCACAAGCAGAAGAAUGAACUCCAAGAGGAGAAGGACGAACUGCAGAAAAGGAUGAAUGUAAUUGAAGAGGAGAAGACAGAACUGCAGAGGGAGAACAAAGAAAUCCAAGCGGAGAAGGAGGAACUGCACAAGCAGAACAAAGACCUCCAAGAGGAGAAGGAAGAACUGCAGAAAAUGAGUAACGCACUGGAAGUGGAGAACAAAGAACUGAAGGAGUUCUGUCUGAAAAGACAGAAGAGCCGACAUUUCUGGUUUUGGAAGAAGACAAAAGAGGAGAAGAUUGAGAAAAAGGAAAAAGAGGAGGAGAAGGAGGCACGAAAAGAGAAACAAAAAGCAGAGAAGGCAAAGAAGCAAAGAAAAGAAAAGGAGAAGAUGGAGAAAAAGUGGAGUUGUUGGAGCUGGUUGCACAAGAAAAAGAAGUGUGACAGCGACAGCAAGAUGGAGGAGGCUGCCGGUUUUUCAGCUCAGGCUGGACAACAGUAG
Messenger RNA from Xiphias gladius (swordfish), 1718 nucleotides. Its product is annotated as golgin subfamily A member 6-like protein 22. The transcript has 4 exons. The coding region runs from base 93 to 1718 and encodes 541 amino acids. The record is from RefSeq and is a predicted model, not a curated record. Lineage: Eukaryota; Metazoa; Chordata; Actinopteri; Istiophoriformes; Xiphiidae.